This is a messenger RNA of Mytilus trossulus (common blue mussel), 2664 nucleotides long. RefSeq lists its product as uncharacterized. The transcript has 8 exons. The record is from RefSeq and is a predicted model, not a curated record. Lineage: Eukaryota; Metazoa; Mollusca; Bivalvia; Mytilida; Mytilidae. Bases 471 to 2624 code for a protein of 717 amino acids.
UUAUAACGCCUGUUGCACACUCGAGGUUGCACAACUAUAACUGGAUAUGAUACAUUUGUCUACCUCUUGAAUGUAGUAUUUAAGCUUCAUUAAAUGUCAGAAAUCCAUAAUUUUAGUGUUUAUUAGUCUUAGGAAAUGGCUACGGCUAAACUAAUCGUUAAAACACGACGCUUAUAUUGGAAACAAACAGACGAGAUACUGAAAAAGAAAAUACGUUAAUUUGUUCUUUCAUUUGUUGCACUUUUACUAUCGAUAGUAACGAUAACCUUAUCGCAUGGUGGUGAUGUAAUUGCUAGAAUAUUUUUUAUUCAAUUAAACCCAGGAAAUAUGGGAUAUAAAAUGUAUAACUUAUAAAAAUCACGACACGCCUCAACGUUUAAAGGGACGAUUCUGUACAGUUGAGUAGGCAGUAUAAUGUAAACAGUAGGAUAACAACACUCUACAUAUUCUAACUUUAUUUCACAUUUUAAAUGGAAUUUGCCGUGAUUUUUCUAACAUUUUCAUUGACAUGGAUUUUAUCCCAGUCCACUGAAGAAAUAACAGACAUACUUACCACAGAUGCAUGUAAAAACAGUGGAAAACAACUAGUUUGUGAACCUGGUCGUAUUUUAAGAAUAAUUGAUGUAACAUGUCUACCUCACAACUAUACCUGUCCAGAGAAACCAAGAAUCCUUAGUAUAUGUGAUGGGCAGAACUCAUGCGAAACUGUCGGACUAAAAGAUCAGAUAUGGUCUUACUGUAAAGGUUUUACCCUUAAACAGAUGAUUAUAUCGUACAGAUGUGUUCGAGCUCUAUCACCACAUCCAUGCAGAACAAAUCUAUGCAGUGACGAGAGUGAAGGACUAUUCUGUAAGCCUGGAAAUGCAAUUCAUAUUAGAAAGGCCUUUUGUGUUAACCCUGAUACCGAAUGUAACUGGAAUAUACUACACACAUUGUACAUUCUUUGCGAAGGAAAAGUUGUAUGUUACGCGUCUGGAUUGAGAUUGUUUAUGCCUAAUUCCACAUGUCUUAAUAGUCUUCCAAGGAAUGCCAAUUUAUUAGUUGACUACAUAUGCAUACCAGAGACACUUUCAAACGAUUUAUGCACAGGACAGAUGUUGACAUUACCAAAUGCAUUUGGCAUUAUUAAAAGUCCUGGUUUUCCUAGCAAUCCUUAUGGAAACCCUAAAGGAUGUUUCUGGGCAAUUGUUCCAGGAAGAAAUCAAUUUGUGGAAGUAACAAUUCACGUUUUAUUCUCACGCGAUAGUGCAAGAUUUUUACAUAUAACAUAUACUGACUGUCCAACGCAAAAAGUGGAAAAGAAAGAUUAUUGUUGUCUUACGACUAAACCAAGCAUAGUACAGAAGUCUUGUGGUGCAUUGUACAUCCGACACAAUCAAUACCCUGCCGGGGAAGAACAUGGGAAUCGUUUUGUAAUAUCGUAUCAAGUAUUAAAAUAUAGACCUCUACGUCCAUCCUUUGCCCAUUAUGUGACACCAUGCUCAUCACUAUAUGCCACAUACAACCAAACAUCGGCGUAUACAACGAGAGGGGACAGAACAUUUCUAGUCAAUGGUGGUGGUACAUAUAAUAACACAGAUGAAGUGACGAUAUCUUCGUUUGACCCGGAAAGAUUUUAUAAUAUUUUCAAAAUAGUUGUAAUCAACUUUUUCCUGUUUGUUAUUGCGUUCUGGAUAGUAAUGGCAAUUUGUCUGGUUUGCUGUCGGUAUUGUACAUUAAGAAAAACUGGACAAUACAAAUUGGCUACACAGUCCGAUACAGACUCAGGACAUUCUGGACGUCGGACUGACCCAGGCGGGACGUCUAUGCAAACAUUUUCAGAGGGCAUUGAAGAAUCUCCCGAACGAGAAUCGUGUUUUAAUCAUAUAGAAAAACGAAACACACGAAUGUUUACAUCUGUGUCAUCAGAAGGACCGUAUACCGCCAUUGAUAAAUCUACAUAUAGUUCAAAUGAUAAUUCAGUGGCAAAUAAUAGAACAACAAGCUUCAGACCACCAAAAAUAAAAAAUCCUUACGCAUCAUAUGAUAGUUUAGACUUUGAAGAUGCAGAGGAAGGUACACAUACUCAUUCUAAUUCAAAUAUGCAAACUUCUACGAUAUCUGAGUUUCCUCCUCCUCCACCUCCAGAAUUAUUGGAAAAUGCUGGACCCCCUACUCCACCCCCACCGCUUAAAAAUCAGAAUAACGAAUAUUACCAUGAAGAGAACACUGCAUAUCAGAAUGGUGCUACUGAACAAGGAGUUCAGCAUUAUCAAAUUAAUGACGAUGACUAUGCUAUUGUGCAAAAACCUAAACGAAAACCUCAAAUAGUGCCAAAACCGAAACAAGCUCAUAAUCCAAUGUAUGAUCAUGUUCCUAGUGCCUCAAAUUCUCGGACUUCUCCAUGUGACCAUCACGUAUUAGAUACGCAUUCAAGUGAUGGACGACCACAGGAAACAAAAGGUCAAUCGCCUAAGAGACACCAAGUAGGUUACUUGCCACAACACAAUUGUAUACUCGAAUGUGAAGGCACGCAUCCACAUAACUUUCCCCCACCUGCUCAAAUGAAUAGACAACGCAUAAACGGAAAUGGCUACCCUUCAAAUGUUCCGUACAGUCCUGAAAGGACAGAUUAUUACUACUAGUCAUAUGUUUUACCUAUUUAUUCAUAAUCUUUUAUAUACA